AUGGCGGAUACCAAACUUAUUGUUAUCAUUGGUAUUACAGGUAACCAAGGAUCAUCUGUCGCGAACAUAUUUUUGAGCCUCCCAGGAUGGCGAAUUCGCGGCAUUACUCGCGAUCCAUCAUCUGCGGCCGCUCUUGCAUGGAAAUCCAAAAACGUUGAGCUUGUGCAAGGCGACGUCGACGAUAUUCCCUCCUUGAAACGCGCCUUCUCAGGCGCAUCCUCUAUCUUCGCGGUCACCAACUUUUGGGGCCACAUGUUCGACCCCUCAAACUAUCCCAAGGCUCAGCAGGCCGGUUUGUCCAUCAACGAGUUCGCCUACCAGCGUGAGAUUUCACAGGGCAUGAACAUGGCCGUCGCCGCCAGCGCCCCAGAGAUUCUGUCCACCCUAACGCACUUUGUCUUCAGCAGCUUAAGCAACGCCAAGAAAUGGUCAAGAGGAAAAUACACGCAAAACUGGCACUUCGACGGCAAGGCGGUCGUGACAGACCGAAUACGCGCAGAACUGCCAGGGCUCGCUGCCAAGUUGAGCAUCGUGCAGGUUGGAACCUACGCCUCGAACUGGAAGAACGUUGUAGGGCGACCACUGAAGCAAGACGACGGUUCGUUUCUCAUCUCUAUCCCUGCCGGACAGAGCUCGCCAAUCCCGUGGAUCGUUGUGGAUCAAGAUACCGGCAUCUUUGUUAAGGCGCUCGUUGAGCAGCCGGCCGGGAAGACUGUUCUGGCGUUGUCAGAGUGGGCGACAUGGACGGGUUUCUGGACACUUUGGUCCGAGGUCUUGGGGCUCAAAACCGAGUUCAAGGAGGUUUCACCUUCCGAGUACGUCGAAUCCCUACCGGAGCCGGCGAGGGCGGAGUUUUUGGAAUCAAUGCUUUACAGCAACGAGUUUGGCUAUACUGGGGGAGACCCAGAUGUCCUAUCUCUUCCGGACCUCGACUCCCAGGCGAAGCCUACAGGCUUGAGGGAGUACAUGGAGACGGAGGAUUGGUCGCCCCUUAUGGAGUAG
Messenger RNA from Colletotrichum spaethianum, 1002 nucleotides. Its product is annotated as NmrA-like family domain-containing protein 1. The record is from RefSeq and is a predicted model, not a curated record. Lineage: Eukaryota; Fungi; Ascomycota; Sordariomycetes; Glomerellales; Glomerellaceae. The coding region runs from base 1 to 1002 and encodes 333 amino acids. The transcript has a single exon.